Molecule: messenger RNA, 843 nt
Organism: Caenorhabditis briggsae
Lineage: Eukaryota; Metazoa; Nematoda; Chromadorea; Rhabditida; Rhabditidae
Exons: 4
Coding region: 1-843 (280 amino acids)
Molecular function (GO): oxidoreductase activity
Source: RefSeq, a predicted model, not a curated record
AUGGCUCGUUUUACAGACAAAGUUGCUAUUGUAACUGGAUCUUCAAAUGGAAUCGGACGAGCUACUGCUGUUUUGUUGGCUUCCGAAGGUGCUAAAGUUACAAUUACUGGAAGAGAUUCUGAAAGACUCGAGGGAACAAGACAAGCGAUUUUGAAGGCAGGAGUUGAGGAAUCGCAUCUGAUCUCAGUCGUAGCAGAUAUCACUUCCGCACAUGGACAAGAUCUUUUGAUUUCUUCCACACUUGAAAAAUUCGGAAAGAUUGAUAUUCUUAUCAACAAUGCUGGGGCAAACAUACCAGAUGCGAAUGGAAAAACUAGAACGGAAGGUGGAAUCGACACAUUCUUGAAGAUGUUUCAAUUGAAUUUGCAAAGUGUUGUAGAAAUGACACAAAAAGUUAGACCACAUUUGGCAAAAACUAGAGGAGAGAUUGUAAAUGUGUCAAGCAUUGCUGCAGGUCCCGCUGCUCAACCUCAAGGACCAUAUUACUCUAGUGCAAAAGCGGCACUUGACCAAUAUUCUAGAAGUGCCGCCAUUGAUUUGAUUUCUGAAGGAAUCCGUAUCAAUGUUGUUCAGCCUGGAUUCGUUGAGACUGGUUUCUCUACAGUGGCUCGUGGAUUGAAUGCCGAAGAGUCAGCAAGCUUUUACAAUUCGAUGGGAGCUCAACCACAUUGCAUUCCAGCUGGAUUUUGUGCUAAACCAGAACAUAUCGCAUCUGUAAUUGCCUUUUUGGCAGACAGAAAAGCAUCAGAGUACAUCGUGGGACAAACAAUCACUGCUGACGGAGGAUCGACUCUGGUUCUUGGAUUCCAUGCUCACUUUGCUCAGAAAGCACCGAAAAACUAA